Molecule: messenger RNA, 909 nt
Organism: Parathielavia appendiculata
Lineage: Eukaryota; Fungi; Ascomycota; Sordariomycetes; Sordariales; Chaetomiaceae
Exons: 1
Coding region: 151-789 (212 amino acids)
Source: RefSeq, a predicted model, not a curated record
CCAUUUUUCAUAUUGUAAGCCACUAAUCUUGAAAGCAACGUCGAGGUAGGGGUACAAAUACAAAGAAAGGGCUCGGACAAAUGAAGAAGAAGGGGGUUACAUUCUCACGGCAACAAGGAGUAUGACUAUUUUAGUCAAUCUGAACCGCCGAUGACUUCUUCAUCAUAUCACUGUCUGUUCAUGAUGCAACUGGAUCGAGGGAAGUGGAAGGCUGAGGUCAUUAGAUGGUUGAGUAGUACCUUAUUAAUGCAUAAUAACAUAUCGGCCUGCCGGGAACCUCAAGAUCCAGGCAGUUAUAUGCUCAGAGGCAUCUGGCAGGCCGAUAAGCCGGACUUGGACGUUAAUAGGUACUGUAGUUUUUCACGCCAAUACCCACAAUGCCGCACAAUGCCGCGCCCGUGCAGGUAUAGUAGGUUCCAUCGGUUGGGUACUGAGCUGCAGUCAGGCGAAAACGGCAACAGGCAGGAUGCAGGAGGCAGGAAACAGGAAAGACUAGCAGUCUUGCGAGAAAUUUGUUUCACCCUUCUACCUCUCUUGGCUUGGACAGCUGGCAGACGGAAGGCACCAGCACCUAGCGUCCGAGGACAUACCCGCCCCCCGCUCCUGCCGGCAUAUUGUAUGUCGUCUCUAGUCUCACCAGGUCAACUCGUUGGAAGCCUAGCGGCACGGCCACCCUCCAACUGCAUGAUAGUCUGCAUCGGCGCAUCCCGCCAGCCAGUAGGACAACAUCAAGCCGUGUGCGGGCCAUGCACAUGCGGCUGUGGCAGCCUGAUGCCGAAAAAUGGGUAAGGGCUCAUUCGCCGACUGCGCAGUGAUAGGCCUUGUUGAUAUGGCGUGCAGCUGCAAAUGGUGUGCUCUCAACGCGGGAACUUCUUGCGUCGGAUAACAGACCGAGUCGUCAACUGCAUC